This is a messenger RNA of Anolis carolinensis (green anole), 4768 nucleotides long. It is a transcript of the gene slc18a3, whose product is annotated as solute carrier family 18 member A3. Gene Ontology annotation, molecular function: acetylcholine transmembrane transporter activity; xenobiotic transmembrane transporter activity. The record is from RefSeq and is a predicted model, not a curated record. Gene Ontology annotation, cellular component: AP-2 adaptor complex; terminal bouton; membrane. The coding region runs from base 14 to 1597 and encodes 527 amino acids. NCBI's taxonomy places the organism in Eukaryota, Metazoa, Chordata, Lepidosauria, Squamata, Anolidae. The transcript has a single exon. Gene Ontology annotation, biological process: transmembrane transport; xenobiotic transport; chemical synaptic transmission.
AGCUAGAGGCUCGAUGGAGGCGUCGUCGGCGUCGGCGCCGGAGGGGAACCCUCGCUCGGCGGUGGAGAAGCUCUCGGAGGCGGUGGGCCAGCGGACGAAGGCGCUGAGCAGCGCCUUGCAGGAGUCCCACCGCCAGCGCCGCCUCCUGAUGGUCAUCGUCUGCGUGGCGCUGCUGCUGGACAACAUGCUCUACAUGGUCAUCGUCCCCAUCAUCCCCGACUACAUCGCCGCCAUGGGCACCCACCCCCAGGCCGCCCAGUCCCAAAGCGGCGCCGGCAAUGGGAGCAACGCGAGCAAGCCCUUGCUGCUGCGGCCCCGCUACCCGGCCGAGAACGAGGACAUCAAGAUCGGGGUGCUCUUCGCCUCCAAAGCCAUCCUGCAGCUGCUGGUCAACCCUCUGAGCGGCACCUUCAUCGACCGCGUGGGCUACGCCAUCCCGCUCCUCAUCGGCUUGGCCGUCAUGUUCCUCUCCACGCUCAUCUUCGCCUUCGCGGAGAACUACGGCACCCUCUUCGCCGCCCGCAGCCUCCAAGGCUUGGGCUCGGCCUUCGCGGACACGUCGGGCAUCGCGCUCAUCGCCGACAAGUACCCCGAGGAGUCCGAGCGCAACCGGGCCCUGGGCAUCGCCUUGGCCUUCAUCUCCUUCGGCAGCUUGGUGGCGCCCCCUUUCGGCGGCAUCCUGUACCAGUUCGCGGGCAAGCGCAUGCCCUUCUUAGUCCUCGCGGUCAUCUCUCUCAUGGACGGGGUCCUCCUGUUGCUGACUAUCAAACCCUUCUCGGACAGAGCCCGAGAAAACAUGCCCGUGGGCACCCCGAUCCACAGGCUCAUGGUGGACCCUUACAUCGCCGUCGUCGCCGGGGCCUUGACCACUUGCAACAUCCCUUUGGCCUUUCUCGAGCCCACCAUUGCCAACUGGAUGAAAAAAACCAUGGACGCCAACGAGUGGGAGAUGGGCCUGACAUGGCUGCCGGCGUUCUUCCCACACGUGUUGGGCGUCUAUAUUACCGUCAAGCUGGCCGACAAGUAUCCGCACUUGCAGUGGUUCUAUGGCGCUUUAGGGCUCGCCAUCAUCGGCGCCAGUUCUUGCAUGGUGUCCGCCUGCCGCAGCUUCGCCCAGCUCAUGUUCCCGCUGUGUGGCAUCUGUUUCGGCAUCGCCUUAGUGGACACGGCUCUCCUGCCCACUUUGGCCUUCCUAGUCGACGUGCGCUACGUCUCGGUCUACGGCAGCGUCUACGCCAUCGCGGACAUCUCCUACUCGGUGGCCUACGCCCUGGGCCCCAUCGUAGCCGGGGAGAUCGUCCACUCCUUUGGUUUUGUGCAACUCAACUUAGGCAUGGGCCUGGCCAACGUGCUCUACGCCCCGGUGCUCCUUGUUCUCCGGAACAUUUGUCUGAUGAAGCCCUCCCACUCUGAGAGGAACAUCCUCCUGGACGAGGAGCCCAAAGGACUCUAUGACACCAUCAAAAUGGAGGAGCGUAAAAGCAAGGGCAGGAAGGCCCAGCCUGCAGCGGGGCUGGAAGGGAACAGCCUAGACUCUUGCCAGAGAGACUUCCGAGGAGUUUCAGAAGACGACUCUUCGGACUAUGACUAUACUUAGGGAUGGAAAGCAUUUCGGCCUGUUGUCUUCAUGUCCCAAUGUGCCAAUAUUCUACACUUUUGUCUUGAUGUGAUGAUGGCUUCCUCCUGACUGUUCUUCUCUCUCUUUUCCUCUUUCUCUCUAAAGGUAUAACAUGAAAAAUGCACUUCUUUAGAUGGGAGGAGGUUGAAAAAGGGGGAGUGGGCACACCCAGGCGCACCCAAUUCCUUUCUCUGAGUCUCUUGUGCCAAGAGGUUGUCUUGCAGUGUUGUAUGUGAAUUUUCGGCUGAUUCCACAACUGAAAUGUUGGACCAGUCCCGAAUCUAGCAUUCCCGGCUGUAAGGAAGCCCCCUUCUACGUUGCCAUAUAAUCCAGAUUAUCAAAGCGGAUAAUCUGGAUUGUAUAUGGCAGUGUAAAGGUAAAGGUAUAAAUCCAAAAUAGUCCAGAACCUUUAGCAGGAAAGCAGAUCCAUUAGUACAUAGAAAACUAGGUAAACAAGAGACCAAAUAGCAGGAACUCCCAGGCAAAAACGUAAAUCUUGGCAAUAGCUUGAUACAUGAAAUAUGGAACCAGCAUGGAAGAAAGACGUUGACUCGACUGAAAUAUGAGUCUCCCAUGAAUCAAUAUAAACCCUUUCCAAGAGUCGAAAUUGACAGGAGAGCAUUCUUUCUCACUCCCCCCUAGAUAAGGUAAAGGUUUCCCCUGAGGUUAAGUCCAGUCAUGUCUGACUCUGGGGGUUGGUGCUCAUCUCCAUUUCUAAGCCGAAGAGCCGGCGUUGUCCAUAGACACCUCCAAGGUCAUGUGGCCGGCAUGACUGCAUGGAGCGCCGUUACCUUCCCACCGGAGCAGUACCUAUUGAUCUACUCACAUUGGCAUGUUUUCGAACUGCUAGGUUGGCAGAAGCUGGGGCUAACAGCGGGCGCUCAUUCCGCUCCCGGGAUUUGAACCUGGGACCUUUUGGUCCGCAAGUUCAGCAGCUCAGCGCUUUAACAUACUGUACCACCAGUGGCCCCCUAUAUGGCAGUGUAGAAGGGGUCAAAAUCGGGUGAUGUCCCUUCUUGACUUUGUUUACAGCCGGUCAUGCUGCUCUUAAAUGUUGGACCAGUUCUGAAUCUUGCAUUUCCGAUUGUAAGGAUUGGGGAAGUCCCUUUCUAUACUCUUCUUCUCGCUCUCUCUUUCUCUCUCUUCCUUUCUCUCUCUCUCUAAAGGUAUAAAGGUAAAGGUUUCCCCUGAGGUUAAGUCCAGUCAUGUCUGACUCUGGGGGUUGGUGCUCAUCUCCAUUUCUAAGCCGAAGAGCCGGCGGUGUCCGUAGACACCCGGCAGGCAUGACUGCAUGGAGCGCCCUUAAAGGACCCUCAUCAAAUAAAAGAUGCACUUCUUUAGACAGGAGGAGGUUGAAAGAAGGGAAGGAGGCACACCCAGAUGCACCCAAUUCCCUUCUCUGAGUCUCUUGUGCCGAAGGAUUGUCUUGCAGUGUUGUCUGUGACUUUUCAACUGGUUCCACAACAUAAAUAUUGGACCAGUUCUGAAUCUAGCAUUCCCAGCUGUAAGGAAGGCCCCUUCUACACUGUUUUUCUGUCUCUCUUUCUUCAUAUUUCUCUCUAAAGGUAUAAAGGAUCCUCUUAAAAUGAAAAUGCACUUAUUUAGAUGAAGGAAGUUGAAAAAGGAGUGGGCACACCCACACACCCAAUUCCUUCUUCGAUUCUCUUGUGCCAAGGGAUUGUCUUGCAGUGUUGUGUGUGACUUUUCGGCUGGUUCCACAACAUAAAUGUUGGACCAGUUCUGAAUCUAGCAUUCCCGACUGUAAGGAAAACCCCUUCUACACUGCCAUGUAAUCCGGAUCAUCAAAGGGGAUAAUCUGGAAUUGCAUAUGGCAAAGUAAAAGGGGACGAAAUAAGGUGAAGUUCCUGCUUGAUUUUGUUUACAGCCAGUCAUGCUGCUCUUGGAAGAUGUUGACAAAUGCAUUGAGUUUUCUUCCCUGUGCUUUGUUAUAGUAUCCUGGAGAACUAAACCUGCGAAUGGGAUCCAUUAGAAAAAAAAUGUAGUUCCAGGUUUAGGCUGGAUCUACACUACCAUAUAAUCCAGUUCAAAGCAGAUAAUCAGGAUUUUUAUGGCAGUGUAAACCCCUUCUACAUUGUCAUAUAAAAUCCAGGUUAUCUGUUUGAACUGGAUUAUAUGGCAGUGUAAACUCAUAUAGUCCAGUUCAAAGCAGAGAAUGUGGAUUAUCUGUUUUGAUAAUCAGAAUUAUAUGGCAGUGUAGAAGGGGCCAUAGAUAGGGUCUUAGUCAUGCUCCCAGCAAGUUCUAUGACCUCAGUUGAACUUAAUGACCAGCCUAAUGCAGUCAUAAUGCCGGCCACAUGACCUUGGAGGUGUCUACGGACAACGCCGGCUCUUCGGCUUAGAAACGGAGAUGGGCACCAACCUCCAGAGUCAGACAUGACUGGACUUAACGUCAGGGGAAAACUUUGUCUUUACCUAAGGCUGGAUCUAUGUCUGCCCUAUAUCCCAGAAAAUGAUCCCAGAUUGUCUGUUUAUCCCAGAUUAUCUAGCAGUGUAGACUCAUAUUAUCCAGUUCGCAGCAGAUAAUCUCAGAUCAGAUCCUAGGAUAAGGAAGUGUAAACCCAGCUUAACUGAAGCUAUGAGUUUCAGCAUGUUUACCUGAAGCAUGACUAAGUCUGGAUCCCAUCCAGUGUGUGUCAGAGCCAUGAAAGGAAGCUCUCUCUCUGGAACUUAGAUCUGUGAUUUACAUUUCCUCAGAAAUAUAAAUCUUCAGCAGGUAGUGCAGUUUAUGAAUCAGCCUGUUGUGUCUGAAUCUCCUUCUCUGUGUCUUUUUUAAAGCCAGAACCAAAACACUGUCCUAUGUUUGAAAGCAAAAGAGGGGAGGGAAGUUGCAAAAAAAAAAAAAAAAAGCCAAAUCCAGGGACUUCAUACAUAUUGUAGAUGCAUAGAUAGCAACCUCCCCUGGAAACUUUUCCAUCCGUUCAUGCCAGGAACCGAGGGCACAUCAUAUGAUUUCUCCUCCAAGGUUCAAAAAAAAAAAAGGAAGAAAGGAAGUAUGAAAAGUAAUCUGUAAUCAUUUUUUUAUAAACUCUUCUGUCGUGCUGCUAUUCUGGUCAUUGCAAUAUACCGUGCCAUGUUUAAGUCUGACCUUGCUACACCGGUGUGAGACUGAAUAAAUGACAUGUGGGGGAA